AUGAAAAGCGAAAUAGAAAAACAAGUGAUUGAAGAGGAAUACAAAAUAUGGAGGAAGAAUGUUCCAUAUUUAUAUGAUCUUGUCUACACAAGCACACUAAAAUAUUCAUCGCCGUUCAUUCAAUGGUUUCCUGACGUGCAAAGAGUGGACAAUAUAAAAUCUGUUCAAAGGUUGUUGAUGACGACAUUUUCAAAUGGUGAGGAUAAGGAAAACCUCCUUUUUAGCCAAAUAACAUUUCCAGACAUGGUUGAUGAAGACAGCUUAAACAAUGCAGACAUAGAGUUCAAAAUCACUCAGUCCAUUCCAUUGCCUGUUGAUGCAAAUAAAUGUAGAUAUUGUCCAUUAGCUUCUAAUAUCAUUGCAUGUAGAACAGAGGCAGAAAGUAUAUUGAUCUACGAUUAUACAAAACACUGUUCAUUUAAUUCUAAUAAAGGUCCUGACCUGGAAUUAAAAGGACACCUGGAUGGCGGAUUUGCCAUUGACUGGAAUUACUUGAAAUUUGGACAGCUAGCUUCAGGUGGGAGAGAUUUUCUGGUGAAUGUAUUUGAUAUUAAUGGCGGUCUGAUUUCAUCUAAAAAGAUUCACGAAGGAAUAGUCAAUGAUAUUUCAUUUUCAAGAUUUGAGCCCCACACCUUUUGUUCAGUUUCGGACGAUUUAAGGGUUGCAAUUAACGAUACUCGAAAUAUUGAAAGUGCAGUUGUCUUGGAAAAAGCACACUUAAAAUCUAUUGAGUGUUGUGCAUUUUCACCUUUUAAGAGUGAGUUGCUUGUAACUGGAUCAUCAGAUUCCAUUUUGAAGGUCUGGGAUGUUAGGUCUUUGCAGACACCCCUGUUCGUACUAAGAGGCCAUAAUGAUUCGUUAAUAAACUGCAAGUGGUCACCACAUUAUGAAAGCUUGCUCGCUUCAUGUUCAAAAGACCGCCGAGUAAUUAUAUGGGAUUUGAAUAAGACUGAUGUGAUUGAGGGUGAGACUAGUCCAGAGAUGUUAUUUGUGCAUGGUGGGCACACUGAUCUUGUUGAUGAUUUGGAUUGGAAUCCAGCAGAGCCUAUGGAAAUUGCAAGUGUGUCGUGUGACGGCCUCUUCGAGGUCUGGAAGGUGCCACUUGAGGAGUUUAUUUAA
This is a messenger RNA of Vittaforma corneae ATCC 50505, 1119 nucleotides long. RefSeq lists its product as uncharacterized. The transcript has a single exon. Gene Ontology annotation, molecular function: histone binding. Gene Ontology annotation, cellular component: nucleus. Lineage: Eukaryota; Fungi; Microsporidia; Nosematidae. The coding region runs from base 1 to 1119 and encodes 372 amino acids. Gene Ontology annotation, biological process: regulation of gene expression. The record is from RefSeq and is a predicted model, not a curated record.